AGUAUAUUGUUAUAAAUAUCUAAUAAAAGCAUCUUCUGAAAUGGAAAUUCAACCGCAACCGACGUAUCGUCGCAAGUCAUGUAUAUUCGAAGACUUUAAAAAGUUUAAUAUUUCUGAACAACGUUUUGAUCAACAAUAUUGUAGUAUUUAUAAAGCAAGAUUAAAAGCAUUAAAGGAUCACCUUUUGCAAAAAGCGAAGAUUAAAUGGGGACACAAUAAAAUAGUUACUCUUGAACAACUUAGUGAAAGAAACGAAAAUGAUACUUGUAUUAUAAUAGGCACUUUAUACAAACAUCAAGAGUUGAAACCAUCGUUAUUACGCGAACUUAGUACCGAACUUCAAUUACAACCCCAACCAGCUAGAGCAAAUUAUGCAUCAUUUAAAGAUAUAUUGUACUUGGAAGAUGAAACAUUACGUAUUAAAUUGGUUGAUAAUCACAUAAAUAUUCAAGAUGUAGUUACUGGUAUUGUUUGUGCUGUAUUGGGACAUGAACUAAAGGAUGGUGAACUUUCAGUAAUAGAUUGGUGUUUGCCAGGAUGUUGCCCAAAAUUAUCAAUAUUUGAUCGGCCACUAGAAACGCAAGAAAAGAUUUUAAUAAUUUCAGGUCUAGAUCUAGCAAAUAAUUUACAAUCGUUAGGUACAGAUUUAUUAUUUGAAUGGAUUACUGGAAUGAUUGGUUGUGAAGAAGUUCAUAAAGAUGUGGCAUCUAUUGUGUGUAUUAUUAUAGCAGGAAAUAGUAUAAGAGGAUCUGUGGAGACCCACAAUUAUAAAAAUUAUUUUGAGACAAAAGCACAUGAUGCAGCGAUAUUUAAAGAGACUGCAAACAUAACACAUAAAUUGGAUAACUUUCUUCAUCCUAUCAUACAAUGUUGUCCCAUAAUAUUAAUGCCUGGAGAAUUUGAUCCAACGUGUCAUACAUUACCUCAACAACCACUUCAUCCAUGCAUUUUGCCACAAUGUUUCAGGUUUAAAAGUUUUUAUGGAGUUACUAAUCCAUGGAUUGGUAGUAUAAACUCUCGUAUUGUAGCUGGAUCCAGUGGUCAACCAAUUAUAGAUAUCAUGAAAGUUGCUGGACUUGUUGAUAUUUCACCUUUAAUGUGGUUAGAACGUACGUUACUUUGGCGACAUUAUGCACCAACUGCACCAGAUACUAUACCAGCUUAUCCAUCCAGCGAAAUUGAUCCAUUUAUUAUAACAGAAUGUCCUGAUAUAUAUUUUGUUGGUAAUAUGGAUAAGUACGAUACCAAAUUAUUCACAGAUGAAGGACAAACAAUACGAUUGAUUUGUAUUCCAACAUUUUCUAAGACACAAACAGGUGUGCUAGUUAAUUUACAGGAUUUAGAAACCUGGCCUAUUUCCUUUGCUGUGAAUUAAUUUCCUAAAAUAUUUAAUUGUUUUAAAACAAUGACAUUAGACAAUGCAAUAUAGUAAUAUUAGAUAAUGCAAUAAUAAUGCAAUAAUAAUAUAUUCAUAUAAGAAAAUAAUCAGUUUUCUUAAAUAAUCUUUCCUUAAUUUGUACAUAGCAAAUAUAUUACUUAUUCUUCUAAUAAAACAAUUUUAUUUGUA
Messenger RNA from Bombus pyrosoma, 1567 nucleotides. Its product is annotated as DNA polymerase delta subunit 2-like. Lineage: Eukaryota; Metazoa; Arthropoda; Insecta; Hymenoptera; Apidae. Gene Ontology annotation, biological process: DNA replication; DNA strand elongation involved in DNA replication. Gene Ontology annotation, cellular component: delta DNA polymerase complex. The transcript is spliced from 6 exons. The record is from RefSeq and is a predicted model, not a curated record. The coding region runs from base 41 to 1375 and encodes 444 amino acids. Gene Ontology annotation, molecular function: DNA binding.